AUGGCGCCCUACACCUACGACCACCUCCGCCCCAAAGCCAAGUCACGAGACCCCUUCUAUGCCGUUUCCGCCGAUUGGGCCGAUGUCAUACCCAUCCCGCUCAUCGAAGGCGGCCCCCAACCACCGCUCGAACCAGGACAGCCUGAGCCUCCCCCACCAGCACCAGCCCUCGCCACAAUCGCCUACUCCCAACGCUACCUCGAAGCCAUGUCCUACCUCCGGGCCGUGAUGGCAGACAACGAAUUCUCAGAACGCUGUCUGGCGCUGACGGAGGACAUCAUCGAGCAGAACCCGGCACAUUAUACAGUGUGGCUGUACCGGAUGAAGUGCUUGAGGCAGCUAUGGGGCGUGGAUGCGAAAGGGGCGACGUUGGUGUUUGAGGGGGCGGAGGAUGAGGGGAAGGUCGUGGAGGGUGUCAAUAGGGAGUUGGAGUGGCUGGAGAGGAGGAGUGAGCGGAAUUUGAAGAACUAUCAAAUUUGGCACCACCGGCAAUCCCUCCUCACCCUUCUCCCCACCCACCUCCCCCUCCCCGAAACCGAAAUCCCCUUCCUAACCCACAUCCUCUCCUUCGACGCAAAAAACUACCACGUCUGGACCUACCGCCAAUGGCUCUGUCGCCGCUACCAUACCACCCUCCUUACCGACCCCUCCCCCGAACUUCUCUCCCUCGAAGCGCUCAUCAACGAAGACUGCCGCAACAACUCCGCCUGGUCCCACCGAUACUUCGUCGUGUUCGGACAUGAAGAAUUAGCGGAGUUGGAGAAGCCGGAAGGGGAGGCGAAGAGUAGGGUGCGGAAGGAGUUGUUGGAACACAAGAUGCUGGGGGAGGUGGAUGAGGUCGUGUUGCAGCGAGAAUUGAGUUUCACGAGGGGCUGGAUUGAGGCCGCGCCGCAGAAUGCUAGUCCGUGGAACUAUUUGAGGGGGGUGUUGAAGCGGGCGGGGAGGGGGACGGGGACGGAGAGGGAGUUCUGUGAGAGUUUCGUGCGGCCGAAGCGGAAUCCGGGUGUGGAUACUUGGGGUGGUGAGGACAGAAUCGAGGAUGAGGGUCCUCUGGACUAUGAAGGUGAUGGAGUGAGGAGCAGUCAUGCUAUUGAUUGGUUGAGUAUCAUUUACGCAGAGGAAGGAACGGAAGAGGGAAAGGAGAAGGCGAGGGCUUGUCUGAGGGCGUUGGGGAACAAGUGGGACAUCAUCAGGAAGAAUUAUUGGAAUCACCGGAUGAAGAGUAUCUAG
Cyphellophora attinorum is the source of this 1230-nucleotide messenger RNA. Its product is annotated as Protein farnesyltransferase/geranylgeranyltransferase type-1 subunit alpha. The transcript has 2 exons. Gene Ontology annotation, molecular function: protein farnesyltransferase activity; CAAX-protein geranylgeranyltransferase activity. Gene Ontology annotation, cellular component: protein farnesyltransferase complex; CAAX-protein geranylgeranyltransferase complex; cytoplasm. Gene Ontology annotation, biological process: protein farnesylation; protein geranylgeranylation. NCBI's taxonomy places the organism in Eukaryota, Fungi, Ascomycota, Eurotiomycetes, Chaetothyriales, Cyphellophoraceae. Bases 1 to 1230 code for a protein of 409 amino acids. The record is from RefSeq and is a predicted model, not a curated record.